AUGCAGAACGGCACUGCCGAACAUGUCGAAACCCGACUCGACGCUCUGGUUGUAGGUUGUGGGUUUGGCGGCAUCUACGCCUCCUAUUCACUGCGCAAACUGGGUUUGAAUUUCGCCUGUGUGGACAAUGCCGGUGAUGUCGGCGGAACUUGGUACUGGAAUCGGUACCCAGGGGCGAUGAGCGAUACCCACAGCCAUCUGUACCGCUUCUCUUUCGACGAGGAGGACUACAAAGAGUAUCCAUUCACUCACAACUACGUCUACCAGGCGGAGAUCCUCUCCUAUCUGCGGCAUGUCGUGGAAUGGCACGAUCUCAGGAAAUACAUGCAAUUCAAUAUGGAAAUGCGUUCGGCCAUCUUUGACGAAGCACUCAACAUGUGGCGCGUGACCAUGAGCACUGGCCAGAUCUUUAUCGUGCGAUACCUUAUCUCGGCCAUGGGUCUAUUAUCGCAGCCCAUAUAUCCAGAUAUUCCAGGGCUGCAGGACUUUGAAGGCACAAUUGUCCAUACUGCUGCAUGGCAGAAGGAUCUUGAUCUUCGCGGUAAACGAGUCGCCCUGAUUGGCACGGGAUCGACAGGUGUUCAGGUCACCACGAGCAUUGCAGCGCACGUGAGUUCCUUAACAUGCUUCGUCCGCCACCCCCAGUAUGUUGUGCCCGCCGGCUAUCGCGAGUUCCAGGCCGAGAAGAGGCGAGACAUAAAUACCAACUUUUCCGACUUCUGGGACAAAGUUCACAAGUCUGUUGUUGCUUUCGGAUUCGAGGAGAGCACACGGUCCUUCGCAUCUGCGACUCCUGAGGAAAGGGAAAGAGUCUUCGAGGAGCUCUGGGACGAGGGCAAUGGGUUCUGGUUCAUGCUGGGCGGCUUCAAAGACUUGACAACCAACCUCGAGGCCAACGAGUUUGCGGCCGAUUUUGUGCGACGCAAGAUCCGCACGAUCGUUCAGGAUCCGGAAAAGGCUCGCAUUCUCUCACCUCUUGACCACUACGCGCGGAGGCCCAUUUGCGGCAACUUUUACUACGAGCAGUUCAACCGAGACAAUGUGCAUUUGGUCGACGUCAAGAACAAGCCAAUCACCGCCGUCACAGGCCGGGGCAUCACCACAAGUGACGAUAUCGAGCGUGAGUUUGACAUUAUAAUUCUCGCCACCGGAUUCGACGCCCUUGACGGUAACUAUACGCGCCUGCAUAUUGUAGGACGCUGCGGCCAGACGAUUAGGGACCACUGGUCCAAAACCAUCACAAGCUACUGCGGCGUCAUGCUAUCCGGUUUUCCCAACAUGUUUAUGAUCCUUGGUCCGCAAUCGCCUUUCGCUAACAACCCGACAGUGAUCGAGAGUCAAGUAGACCUGAUUAUGGGCGCGAUUCGAAGAUCCGAAGACUUGCGCAGUGGUUCGGGACGCACCGGCGUUGUCGAAGUCACCCCAGAGGCCGAGUCCGGUUGGGCUCGACGCUGCGAGGAUGCUGUCGAGGGCAGCCUUUUCAAGAAAACAUCGUCCUGGAUCUUUGGCGGUAACGUGCCCGGCAAGGUCUUUGCUACACGUUUCUUCUUUCCCGGUCUGCGUCCCUUUCGCGAGUUUGUCGAGUCUUCGGUUCGGCAGGAUUGGCAGGGGGUUUCAUUUUCGUAG
Messenger RNA from Exophiala bonariae, 1626 nucleotides. RefSeq lists its product as uncharacterized. The record is from RefSeq and is a predicted model, not a curated record. Lineage: Eukaryota; Fungi; Ascomycota; Eurotiomycetes; Chaetothyriales; Herpotrichiellaceae. The transcript has a single exon. Gene Ontology annotation, molecular function: flavin adenine dinucleotide binding; NADP binding; N,N-dimethylaniline monooxygenase activity. The coding region runs from base 1 to 1626 and encodes 541 amino acids.